Molecule: messenger RNA, 603 nt
Organism: Acanthosepion pharaonis
Lineage: Eukaryota; Metazoa; Mollusca; Cephalopoda; Sepiida; Sepiidae
Source: the annotation of a GenBank genome assembly
AUGUUUUUUUUUUCUAUUAAUCGUCAUGAUUCUCUUGCUCUUCUUUUUCUUUUUCUUCUCUUCGUCCUUCUUCUUCUUCUUCUUCUUCUUCUUCUUCAUAUUUUUGUCGUUAUCUUUCUUUCUUUCUUUCUUUCUUUCUUUCUCUUCACCCCUUCAACUUCUUUAUGUCUUCCUCUUCUCUCUCUGUCUUCUAUUGAUCCUUCUCUUAUCUUCUGCUAUUUCUCCUCCUCCACCUUCUUCUUCUUCUUCUUCUUCUUCUUAUUAUUAUUAUUAUUAUUAUUAUUAAUAAUUCGCCUAGUCAUUGUUCCUCUCUUUCUUUUUCCUCUUGUUCGUCUUCUUUCUUCUUCUUUUUCUUUCUUUCUUUCUUUCUUCUUCUUCUUCCUAUUAUUCUUCUUCCUAUUAUUCUUCUUCCUCUUUCGUUCAUCUUCAUUCAGAUCUUUUUCUUCUUUUCCUUUCUUUGUUUCUUUCUUCUCCUUCUUCUUCUUCUUACGUUUUUUCUUUUUUCUUUCCUUCUUUUUUUCACUCCUUGCUUCAUUCUUCUUCUUCUUUUUCUUCUUCUUUAUUCCAUUCUUCUUCUUCUUCUUCUUCUUCGCGUUUCUAUGA